Xiphias gladius (swordfish) is the source of this 3198-nucleotide messenger RNA. RefSeq names its product zinc finger GATA like protein 1 (gene zglp1). The record is from RefSeq and is a predicted model, not a curated record. The transcript is spliced from 5 exons. The coding region runs from base 348 to 2132 and encodes 594 amino acids. Gene Ontology annotation, molecular function: zinc ion binding; sequence-specific DNA binding. NCBI's taxonomy places the organism in Eukaryota, Metazoa, Chordata, Actinopteri, Istiophoriformes, Xiphiidae. Gene Ontology annotation, cellular component: nucleus. Gene Ontology annotation, biological process: oocyte development; spermatogenesis; regulation of transcription by RNA polymerase II.
CAGACUUAAAUAACCAAAGCAUGUCAUUGCUAUAACGGCGAUAUGCCAUUGUUGGUACAAGGCCCCACACCUUUACCCAGCAAAUAUCUAAAAAAGGCACAUGUGUUGUUGCAAAAAGCGUUCUGCUGCAGCAGCUACCAAGCGAAACUGGCGCGUGUAGCGGGCAACCCUUUUAUGCCGUGGCAGGUGUAAUCUAGCAAACCAAGAACACCCGCGCAACUCCGCCUGGUCCAAAACAACAGCAGCCGGUCAUAGCAACCCACUCCAUCGGCUCGAGUUCCCAGAGAGUCGGCACACUUCAUUGAUUAGCCGAUGAUCGAUUCCAGGAUCUAAGACACUGCCUCAUCAUGAGCACAGGACCAAGGGCACAAGCUGCCUUUAUCCAAGGAAACCAGAGCACGGCGGAACAAGAUGCCUCGCACCCUGCACUCUUCUACCUUUUCCAAGAAGUUUCCAGGCUAACAUCUCCUGCCCACAGCAGUUUCCUGGAAACAAACUCGCCCUCCAAGUGGCUUAAUGAGAAAUCUAGGCAGGAUAAUUUCAUUGUUAGAAAGGAGGAAGACGAUGAAUGUUUAUUUCAAACCUUUAAUUGUUCCCGCCAUCACGGUUUGUCUGGUAUGUUGAAUUAUAAUCAGGUGAACAAAGUGAAGGGGGAAAGCCACAGCAGCAAGGUUAAAACUUUGGUUGAGCCACAUCACGAAUGUAACAGCCCCUGGAAAGUGCUGAGUCUGAUCAACCUGCAGUGUGAGAAGCUCCUGCAUCGAAGUGAUGUAGAGGAGUCAGACCCGGGUUCGGUAUCAUCUACCACAAGAUUAGGCCACCCGACAGCCAAGUCAUCGACUGCUGCAGCAGAUGUUACAGAACAGGGAGUUAGAAUUGACAGUGUAAAUGCCGAAUACACUUUAAGGCCAUCUCUUCUUAACUAUAGGAGGCAAGAAAUCCCAGGCUCUGUCAGUCAUGUGGAAGAUGUGAGAGGGCAUUGCAGCGGAGGAGCCUGUAAUUAUAAACCACAGUGCUGCGUGAAAGGCCUCAAGGUGGGCUGUAGUGUUCAACCACAGACCGCUGAAAAAAUAGACACUGUUAUAACAGAGCUGGUGGAGGAAAAUGCAACAGCAUCUUCUCAACCUCAACACAGGGACAAAAGGGAGGUCAGGUUAACUGUUAACAGGCAAUUGGAGUGGAAGAAUGAGUGUUUCUCUACUGAACCGGAUUUUUUUAAUGUACCCUUCUCUGAAAAUGCCUUGUCACAAGCUGAUAUCCCCAAUGAUUCCCUUAAUACCCAGCUGACUUCUAAAUCCAAUGAAGAUACAAGUUUAGCUCUGUCAAAGACGGCACUAUCACUAGACUACAAUGCAAACAUUGCUUUGACUACAGAGCCCCCAUGUGACACCCAGCUGCCACCUCCGAGCGCCAUCCUGGCGUCUUCACCAUCAGCAUCUCUCUUCUUUAGGUGUCACUCACACCUAAAAAAAGAUAACAACGUCACAGGAUCUAAACCAGGAUGUUUACAUGCUCCCGUAGAGGAAAAAUCACCCCCAGUCGAACAACUGAAAUCCUCAAGCUAUAAUGUGCCCUCUGCGACGUUAAAAGCAGAACCCAGGCCAGUGGAAAGGGAGGAAAUUGCUCCUCCGCCUUCCAAGCAGUGGAGAACCAAGACUCCAAGAAAACAGCCUCAUCCCAGGCGGAGUGUUGACAUCCAAGACUCAGACAUCCAGGGAGUGACGUUCAGGAUGGGCACAGAGCUGGACGACAGCAGGGAAGAGUGUCGGCUCCUCAUAACUUCAAAGUACAGCAAGGAGCUCUGCAGGAGUGAAAGAAAGCCGAGGCUGAGGACACGAACAUCCCAGAAAUCCCUUAAAACUUGCAGCUCCGAUGAGGAGAGUGACCCGACAGCCACUGUUUCCAAGGGUAAAGUUUGUGCAUCAUGCUGCACAAGUAGGACCCCCAUGUGGAGAGAUGCAGAGGAUGGGACCCCACUCUGUAAUGCUUGUGGGAUAAGGUAUAAGAAGUACAGAGUGCGCUGUGUCAACUGCUGGCAUAUCCCUAGGAAAGAGGGCAACUCCAACUCAUGCUGCCUCAAGUGUGGAAACUUGGUGAAGCUGACCUCAGCUCAGCGGAAACACACCACCUAGGGAACAUACACGGAGCAAAGGUUUUUAUGUUCACAUGUGACAGAGUUGUGCACACACACUUGCACACAACAGUUCAAGACUAUAUACUCUCUGCCCCUGUAGGUCUUAGUCCUCCACAAUUCGCUACAGAUUUGAAUGCUAAAAUGAAGGACCAGCUCCAGCCUCUUGUAUUUUACUUGACUCAGGGUAUUUAAAUAAGUUUUCCUGCUACAAUGUUGCACCUCAGGCUCAGAAGUCAUUUGCUUCAGCCCUAUGGUUGCUCUCAAGGUGCUUUGUACAUCAUGGGAAAACAUUAACAGGUAAAAAAACAAAAAAAAGAAAAUGUAAAACUAAAAUCCUCUGAAAUUCUGUGCUCAACACCUAAAAAUGGAGGACGUCUAAAAAUGAUCUGUACUUCAGCCUUUAGUGCACUGACCCUAUUUGUGCAACCUAACCUGCAUGUAGCAUGUGUGACAGAGCUUAUACAGUCGAGGGGUUUGUUUUUCGUCUAUUUACAAAAAGACGGAUACACUGAGCACAUGGCACAGACAGAGUUUGUAGCAGAGCUGAGAAUAAUUUGGGACAAAUAAAUGGGAAAUACUGUAGUGCUACUAUAAGAGCUAGACACAUGCAGUGGAAAGUUGAGUCAUAAUUGUUGACAGUUUUCAUCUAAAUAGCUUCAGUGUCGCCUGUGUUUAAUGGCCAGCAGUGCCCGACAGCUGCAAUAGAAAGUUAUUUCUGUUCAGGACCAAAAACUGCAACCUGAGCUCGGUGCUGUGUUCACUCUUAUUAACUGCAGAACAAUUUACUUCUCUUGACCGUGACAGCGAGGCUGUGCCCAGUUCAGCAGACAUACGUAGUUACACAAGUUAAAUUAAGUUAUUUAUUUUUGUUGUCUUCAUCAUCCUUUCUAAUUGUGUUGUUGGUGUUUUGGGGGGUUGUGUUUUUCUUGGUGUUUAUUUGGGUUGUUGUUUGUUAAUUGCUGCACCGAUUUCCUUAGCAUUGCUGUUUUCUGAAGGGGAAAAAAAAAAAAAAAAGCAUUUUGUGUGAGCUUGCAUGGUCUGUAUUAAAGUCAGUAUGAAACAUC